This is a messenger RNA of Orbilia oligospora ATCC 24927, 396 nucleotides long. RefSeq lists its product as uncharacterized. Bases 1 to 396 code for a protein of 131 amino acids. The record is from RefSeq and is a predicted model, not a curated record. Lineage: Eukaryota; Fungi; Ascomycota; Orbiliomycetes; Orbiliales; Orbiliaceae. The transcript has a single exon.
AUGACAAGACUUGCUCGGGAACGCUUCUCCCUCAGACAGAUGUCUCCCACCACUUUCAUGUCGAACAUAAAGUGCGCAUACCGAUUUUUAUACGAUUCUUGCCAUGCUUCUGGGAACAGGGACGCACAACUGACCACAGAGAUGCCGUUCCCAGACCCUUGCAAGCUAUACGAUCCAGACGUAAUUGGUGAACUUUCGCCAACACAUAGGAUCUUUAAACCACAUUUUACUUAUCAGCUCUCCCGACUGGGCCCUCCCGAUAUUUGGCAAUAUUUUGAAAUAGUCACAUUUCCCCAGGAUGAUAGCCUCUUCCUCUAUACAUUACAUUCAGUUGAGAUACCUAAAUCUAUCGACGCUUCACGGCAAUUCUGGUGGAUAUUCCUAGAGGUUGACUAA